Molecule: messenger RNA, 3890 nt
Organism: Salvia miltiorrhiza (redroot sage)
Lineage: Eukaryota; Viridiplantae; Streptophyta; Magnoliopsida; Lamiales; Lamiaceae
Product: squamosa promoter-binding-like protein 14
Exons: 11
Coding region: 449-3667 (1072 amino acids)
Cellular component (GO): nucleus
Molecular function (GO): protein binding; DNA binding
Source: RefSeq, a predicted model, not a curated record
AACAAACGAGUAGAAGAGAAAGAGAAGACAAGGUAAAUGUGAAAGGAAAAAAGAAAAAAAGAAAAAAAAAAUGUGCUCAACGAAAGUACGAAGAAAAGUAAAAGAGAGUUGUGCAGAAAUAUAGAGAGAGAGAAGCCCUCAAUCCUUUCAUUUACUUCUUACUCCUCCUUUUCCUUUGUAGAUCUCCCCUUACUUUCUGCAGUUUCCUAGAUUCAAUCCGUCCUUUCGUAUUCCUCUUGAAUUCCACUGCAAAACCCCUUGAAAAUAUCUGCUUAAUUGUCAUCAGAGGGAGAAGACGAAGGCGAAGACGAAGACGACGACUACUGGUAGCUGUGGAGUCAGAAAUCUUGACUGAUUUUGAGUAGUAGUUCCUGUUCAGAUGAGUCGAAUCAAAACUGGAGAUGAAAUCCCUUGAUCCGUAAAGGAUUUAUAGAGUUGUGAGAUCGUUAUGAUGGAAGAGGCAGGUGCACAAGUAGCUUCCCCAGUUGUCAUCCACCAAGCAUUGGCACAAAGAUUUUGCAAUCCACAUCCAAUUGUCAAGAAACGUAGUGUUCCUUUUUAUUCAUCCAAUUUUGUUAAUCAGAACCCUCCGGAUAACUGGAACCCGAAGUCCUGGGAUUGGGAUAGUUCAAGGUUUAUUGCUAGACCAGUGCAAUGUGAUGGAGACCAAGUAACAAGAGGCUCACAGGCGCCACUAGACUUGGAAAGGAACAAAGAAGCACAGAACAGUGCUUUAAAGCCCUCAGAGCCUAAUCAAAUCGGAAAAGAUGAUGAAAAUCUUCGACUGAAGCUUGGAGGUGGAGAAAAACAAGCCGUGAGCAAUGGCAGCCAUGGUAGCAUGAAUUUAAUGGAAGAGCAACAUCCUGUGUCGAGGCCCAGCAAGAGAGUAAGGUCUGGAUCACCUGGUACUGCUAACCGUCCAAUGUGUCAAGUAGAUGAUUGCAAGGAAGAUCUCUCUACUGCCAAGGACUAUCACCGGCGACACAAGGUGUGUGAGGUGCACAGCAAGGCUGGUAAAGCUUUAGUGGGAAAACAGAUGCAGAGGUUCUGCCAACAGUGCAGUAGGUUCCACCCUCUUUCUGAAUUUGAUGAUGGAAAGAGGAGCUGUAGGCGCAGACUUGCUGGACAUAAUAGAAGGAGGAGGAAAACUCAGCCUGAAGAUGCUACCCCAAGGGUGUCAGUUCCCAGUGGUGCCCACAAUGAUAUCAACUGUGAGGUGGAUGUCAUCAAUUUACUGGCAGCACUAGCUCGUCCACAAGGGAACCCAGAGGACAGGAAUGCUAAAUUCUCCUCAAUACCUGAUAAAGAUCAGCUGGUACAAAUUCUUAGUAAAAUAAAUUCAUUACCGUUGCCGGCAAUCUUAGCAUCCAAGCUACCUCAUUUGAAGACUACAAGUGGAAGUAUAUCCGAUCAUGCACAUUCUGAAAACCAGAACCAAAUGAGUGCAAAUGCUUCUUCGCCAUCAACUAUGGAUUUACUUGCUGGUCUUUCGGGUGCUCCUGGAGUACCUUCUGAUGCCUUAGAAAUUCAAUCUCAACCAAGCAAAGAGAAAAGUGAGUCUGAAAAAAGUAAAUCACCUGAUGUUGACAAUGCUGGGCGUCUAGAUACACAAAAAGGAUCCACCGUGGAGUUUCCCUCUGUUGGAGGUGAGUGGAGUAGUACAAGUUGCCAACAUUCGCCCAUGGAAGAAGUAGAUUGUCAUGUUCCAGAUACAUCUCCAAGUCUGCAUUUACAGUUGUUUAGUUCCUCACCUGAAGAUAAUAGUUCAAGGAAGUUACCGUUGAAUGCAAACUACCUUUCAUCCAACAGUAGUAAUCCUUCACAAGAUAUAUCACCCACAUCUUCACCACCUCUUGUGCGUGAUCUAUUCCCAAUGCGCACUUCAAGAGAAACAAUGAAGGACAAUCAUUUUUCAAAUAGUGAAGAUGAACUGGCAUGUGCAAAAUCAACCAUGAGCAAUGGGUGCAGUACAUCACUUCGUCUUUUUGGUGGCUCAAUUCAGCCCGUUGAAAAUGCUUCAAUUCAAAGUUCUCCAUACCAAGCUGGUUAUACGUCUUCUUCCGGGACUGAUCAUUCACCAUCGAGCCUGAAUUCUGAUGCUCAGGAUCGCACUGGUCGAAUCAUUUUCAAACUAUUUGACAAGGAUCCCAGCCAUUUGCCCGGCUCUUUACGAACUCAGAUAUUCAAUUGGCUUUCCAAUAGUCCAUCAGAAAUGGAGAGCUUUAUCAGGCCUGGUUGCAUAGUGCUCUCAUUGUAUCUAUCAAUGCCGUCAUAUGCCUGGGAUCACAUAGAAGAAAACCUUUUUGGUUGUGUCAGUUCUUUAGUAAAAGGUGUUGAUGUAAGCUUCUGGGGAAAUGGAAGAUUUUUGGUUUGCACCGAGAGACAAAUGGCUUCCCAUAACGAUGGGAAGAUCCGUCUCUACAAAACUUGGAAAGGCUUUGCUAUGCCAGAACUGAUAUCGGUGUCUCCAGUUGCGGUUGUUUCUGGGCAAGAGACUUCUCUUCUAUUGAGGGGAAGAGGUUUGACAGCCCCAGGGACCAAGGUGCAUUGCACACAUGCAGAUGGGUAUAACAUAGAAGAAGUUAGAGCAUCAUCAUGCCAAGAUGCUGCGCUUGAUGAAAUAAACUUGAGUAGCUUUAAAAUCAAUGGAACAGCAAGUAAUAUGCUCGGUCGCUGCUUUAUUGAGGUAGAAAAUAGUUUUAGAGGCACCACAUUCCCAGUAAUUAUUGCUGAUAAACCCAUCUGCCAUGAGUUGAGGCUCCUUGAGCCUCAUAUCAAUGGCAGUGCUGAAGUUGGUAAUGAUCACCUUGAGAGUACAGGGAGGUCCUGGUCGAGGGAAGAAGUCGUGCAUUUCUUGGAUGAACUUGGAUGGCUGUUUCAGAGAAAGUGGAACUCUACAUUGUUUGGGAUUCCAGAUUACAGGCUUAAUCGGUUCAAAUUUCUUCUUAUAUUCGCUGUUGAGCAUGACUUUUGUGCUUUGGUGAAAACCCUCCUGGACAUCUUGCUAGAACUAAACUUGGGCAGGAAAGGGUUAGUAACAGAGUCUAUGGCAAUGCUAUGGGAAAUUCACCCCUUGAACAGGGCAGUGAGAAGGAGGUGCAGGAGGAUGGUUGAUUUGCUCGUCCAUUACUCCGUUAUCGACCCUGAUGAUGCUUCUGAGAAGUAUAUAUUCACACCUAAUUUAGCCGGACCUGGUGGCCUCACACCCUUGCAUUUGGCCGCUUCUGCAACUUCCUCAGAAGACUUGAUCGAUGCCCUAAUAAGUGAUCCUCAGGAGGUUGGGUUGCAGAGCUGGAACUCUGCAUUGGAUGUGAAUGGAUUAUCCCCAUACGCGUAUGCCUUGAUGAGGAACAAUCACUCUUACAAUGACCUGGUUGCGCGUAGAGUUGCAGAGAGGAAAAAUGGGGAGGUCUGCGUAGCGAUUGAAAAGGAGAGGAAGCCGUUGGAAGUAGAGAAGGAGAGGUGCUCCAUGUGUGCAGUCGCAGGGUAUAGACGACAAAGCAAAAGGUAUGGAGGCUCCAAAGGAUUGCUCCAACAACCUUACAUCCAUUCAAUGCUCCUCGUUGCUGCUGUCUGCGUCUGUGUCUGCGUCUUCCUACGAGGACACCCUUACGUUGGCUGCGUUGUUCCGUUUGCAUGGGAGAACCUUGACUACGGCCCACGUUAACUCUGCGUUUUUUUCUUCUUCUUCCUUAACAUAUUUAUAAUUUCAUAGAGAGAGAGAGAGAGAGAGAGAGAGAGAGAGAGAGAUGGGGGUAAGGUUGGGUGGUGAAAGGCGAAAGAAUUUGAGCGAGUUGAAUUGUGGGACGUCGAUAAGUAAUGUACCUCUCAUAAAUCAUCAUAUAGUGUUUAUUCAAUUCAUUAUUAGUAUUAUUUGUUUUGUUUGGACA